GCAGUGUGUGUGCAGCAGCAUCAUCCUACGGACCUGCGCCGCUUACUUUCAGUCGAGGCUGACUUUUCUCCCGCACAAAAAUAAAAAAUAAAAUAGAAUCAUCACAGAAUUAAAAAAAAACACACUAAAGAAAUAUUAAGCUACAAGUGGCUCGACAGAGGAGCAUUUUUAGUCGUCUGAAUCGCUUGUUUUUUUUCCGUCUUCGCAGGUUUUUGUGACCACUCCAGACAUCACACCGGACUUCUCCCGUUCACUCCGCACUCUCGCAAGGCAAAAUGGGGAAACAGAACAGCAAGCUGACCCCUGAAGUGAUGGAGGAUCUGGUGAAGAACACAGAGUUUAACGAACACGAGCUGAAGCAGUGGUACAAGGGAUUCCUGAAGGACUGUCCCACCGGCCGACUCAACCUGGAGGAGUUCCAGCAGCUCUAUGUCAAGUUCUUCCCUUACGGUGACGCAUCCAAGUUCGCCCAGCACGCCUUCAGGACCUUCGACAAGAACGGCGACGGCACCAUCGACUUCAGAGAGUUCAUCUGCGCGUUGUCCAUCACAUCACGAGGCAGCUUCGAGCAGAAACUCAACUGGGCCUUCAACAUGUAUGACCUGGACGGAGACGGCAAGAUCACACGGGUGGAGAUGCUGGAGAUCAUCGAGGCGAUCUACAAGAUGGUGGGUACAGUGAUCAUGAUGAAGAUGAACGAGGACGGCCUGACGCCCGAGCAGAGGGUGGACAAGAUCUUCUCCAAGAUGGAUAAGAACAACGACGACCAGAUCUCGCUGGAGGAGUUCAAAGAGGCGGCCAAGAGCGACCCGUCCAUCGUAUUACUGCUGCAGUGUGACCUUCAGAAAUAGGCCGGAGGGCGAGCGGAGCGCUCCACCAGCCGCCACGGACUGCACAGAAAGAAUUUCAUGUUCCAUUCAGUUUGCAGCUAUUUCCACUGAAAAAAAAAAUAUAUGCUUGGACUACCUUUCAAUGGAUCUGCUUCUUGUGUUUGAAACACUCGUGUGCAUGAGAAUGUUAUUUGCUAUAAAAAGAUCUACACACAACAUACAAGAGUGUGCGGGUGCAAGAGUGCGGGUGCACACUUACACCACAGACAGAUACACUAACAGAACACACACACAUGCAUACACAGUCUCUCACUACAUAUUAACACCUCGCACAAAUAAUAUAUAUAGAUAUAUAAAUAUGAAUAUAUAUUUAAAUUAUUUAAAGAUCAACUGCCAAAAUGUGAAGUGUGCAAAGUAUUUUCCAUACAGUUUCAUUUUACUGGAGCUUGCGCAUCAGUGAUGUGCUACGUUGAAUUUGCCGCUACUCUAUUUAUUGUUCCGAGUUUACUGAUGCUAGCUGUAUGUGUUUCAUAAUACUGAGUAACGUCAACCGAACCAAAUUCCUAUGAUAAUGUAUCCGCCUCCAAUACAACAGUCUAUCCAUCGUCUCGAAUAUUAAAUUAACUCUAGAAGAGAUGGAUUAGCGUUUGUCCAACUUUUCCUUCCAAAACAUGCUUGUACCGUCGGUAAAAUAAAAAAAAAAUAAAGUAAAUGUAGUUAAUUUGCAUGCCUUUAGGUUCUGCCUUAAAAAGCUCCUCCUUUUGCAUCCUGUAAUGGAAGACAGAAAGCCUUAUCAAAGCAGCGCGGCGACACUUGUAGGUGGGAGAGGGAGGGAGAAAAAAAAAUCAUACUGCAGUAGGUCCUUCUACAGGUAUCGUCGUGUGGGAUGUAACUCGUGUGAUCUGUCGAGGUGUUUUCUUUUGACUGCUUUAACUGUGGGAGCAUGUUUCCUUGUAGAUUAGCUGUAGUAUAUGUUGCUAAGAAAUAAAUUUCCUGCCCCUGCAUUUAAAAACACACUAUCUCAUUACAAAUUAGGAGAUGUUGCAAGUGGAUGAAUAAAUCAUUUUGAGACUAUCAGAGAUUUAAAAAAAAAAAAAAGAAAAAAAAAAAAGGAGCUAAACUGAUUAGUCUUUGAGAGAGAGAUCGAACAUUUAAAACAGGAUUCUCCGGAGAAUGAAUGAAGCUUCCAUUAGCUGGAGUUAGAUUACAUUAGAAACAAGGCAAAGUAUUCAUCUAUAGUUGGAGAGCAUCGUUAUCAAACUUAGUUAUAACUUAAUGUGUCACCACAUCCACUUAUUUCCAAUUAGCCUGCAGGCUGCAUAUCAAUAUGAUGAAUCGAGAGGAGUGUUUUUUUUUUAGACUCUUUGAGUGUUAAAAUAAGAGCAGAAAUAAAGGCCAGUGCAGCAUUUUAACUUUCUUGUUUGUCUUUUUCAGUGGAAGUAAAUGAGUGCUAAAGUAGAGAGAGGAGCAGUGAAAGGCGUUUCAUUACACACUGUAACUACUAGAGGGCAGCCCUAACUGUAAAGCCAUGUGUUUAGUAGGUUGAACAAUUCACCCUCCCCAACCUCCCCCCUCAAAGUAUUUCUCUCAAUCAGUCAAUCUUUUGUACUUUUUUACUCCCUUCUCUCACACAUUGUACACGUACUAAUGUAUACUAAAUGUAGAGAAGUUCAGUGAAGAGUGGUACCUCCUAGAAAAUGAUUCGGAAAUAACCUCUAAGCUCACCUGUGUCUUUAACUAGGUUUACCUGGCUCUGUCUGAAAGCACCACACACACACACUUUCCAAACCUGUAUUAAUACUACCAGUGUUUUAAGAGCUAAAGGGGGCUAAAGGAGAUGUGAUAUGUCAUAAUAGACAGUAUUGCAAUAAAGAGCUAGCAUACCAGUCAUCAUCGUCAUCUCUCAGCAGCGUGGCUUGUCCCUGUCAAGUUUUUAAUCUGAACUUCUUUACAUGAACAUCUUUGGCCAGACAAUGUUUCUAAUUACAACCCUGUUAUUGCUAUCAAGAUACCAAAUGUAAGCAAAGGCAACCGUGUACAAGGAUUCUUUUGUAGCAUGUAUUGUGUCCCUGACGACAUGGCUGCACUACUCCCUGUGUUGUGAUUUAAUCUAAUAAAAGGAACUCUAUGGGC
Molecule: messenger RNA, 2963 nt
Organism: Seriola dumerili (greater amberjack)
Lineage: Eukaryota; Metazoa; Chordata; Actinopteri; Carangiformes; Carangidae
Gene: vsnl1a
Product: visinin-like protein 1
Exons: 4
Coding region: 276-851 (191 amino acids)
Molecular function (GO): calcium ion binding
Source: RefSeq, a predicted model, not a curated record